Messenger RNA from Aspergillus terreus NIH2624, 4131 nucleotides. RefSeq names its product putative rhamnosidase B. The coding region runs from base 1 to 4131 and encodes 1376 amino acids. Gene Ontology annotation, biological process: carbohydrate metabolic process. The transcript is spliced from 8 exons. The record is from RefSeq and is a predicted model, not a curated record. Lineage: Eukaryota; Fungi; Ascomycota; Eurotiomycetes; Eurotiales; Aspergillaceae.
AUGACCCAUCGUAUUUGUUCCAUCUGGAUUCUAUUCCAGGCCCUAGGAACAGCAUCAGGACUUUCGUUCAACGUCCCAGAAACUCCCCCAUCCAAUGCAAGCAACCAGCUUCCUGCUGCACCUGUUGGGGUGUCAGAUCGAGCGACAUAUGAUCCCUCUUCUCCCAACGCAGUGACAUACUCGGUGUCAGAUCCAGCUGACGCGCCAUCGUCGCUCACCUUUGGGCCGUCCUUUAUGACUCUGGCCUCCAGCUACGGCGGCGAUGUAAUCCUCGGUCUCAAUCGGCGCCUGAACAAUCUGUCGAACACCAUCGCUGCUGCGAAACUCGCAACCCAGCAAAUCGCAAAUCUAGCCGCAAUUGAGCUGGGAAAUGAGCCCAACUUCUUCACCAGUAGCGACCCCAUCGCAGGCGGCGCUUCCUGGACCGCCGCAGCGGACUAUGCCUCCGAAGUCGCCUGGCAGAAGGCCGUGUGCGGCAAUCUCUCGACGACGGAUCUAAUCUCAGCAGGCGUGUUCUUUGGCACGUCGCCGAUGAGCAUCUCGGGGCUGUCCGCCGCCGAGGGGAGUGCAAAGACAUACGUCCAUGACUACUGCUCGCACAACUAUCCCCAGUCGGGCAGCACCGCGAACCUGGCUACCCUGAUGGGCCACAGUGCUAUUGCUUCCCAGAUCGAGCCGUUCGCUGCCGAGGUGUCGGCUGCCGCUGCGCAGGGCAAACCGCAUAUCGUGGGGGAAACGAACUCGGCUACUCAAGGGGGCGGUGGGAUCAGUCCGACCUUUGGUGCUGCUCUAUGGAUUCUGGACUAUGUGAUGCAGUUUCUCCUCAUGGGCACGCAGUACUGCUGGUGGGGACGAUACGACAUGGGAUCGCCUUACUAUGGCGCAUACUUUGCAACCAUGGCCCUGGCCAACGCAGACAAGAUCGCACCACUGGACGACCAAAGCACAUCGUACGCCGCCUACGCCAUCUAUAAGGAUAACACUCCUGUCAGAGUCUUGCUGUACAACUCCGACUACUACACCAGCGGCGCCCGACCGUCCCAGACAUAUACACUGAGUGGAUUGAAGGCCUCCAGCGUGACUGCGAAGCGUCUGACAGCGCCCUACGCUACCUCUCGUGUAGAUCGUGGCCAGAACCCGACAGUCGCGGGCCAGACUUUUGCGAACGGAACAUGCACUAUCCAAGGGACAAUGGUCCAGGAGACCACGACGGUUUCUGCUGGGAAGGCGACGUUUACAGUGGGGGCGUCGGAGGCAUUGCUAGUUUAUUUUCAGCUUUUCUCGGACUAUGCUAGCCCGACGACACUAGGCGCCGCAUACUUAAGAUCAACAUACCCCAACUGCCCCUCACAUCGGGAAGCACGAUCACUCCGGCGGGGGAGCGCAAUCCAUGAUGGUGACAUAAUCAACCAGCUCCAGGCGAAUUGGAUCUGGGUGCCGGACUGGGUUGAUUCUUCCAUGGUCAACACCACCGGUCGUAUAGUCCGGUUUUAUCGCGAGUUUCAUCUCUCUUCGCGUCCGACUCGCGCACUCCUGCAUUGCUCAGCCGAUACUCGGUACAAACUCUUCGUCAAUGGCGUGCGGACAGUCGUGGGGCCGGCGAGAAGCAGCCCGUUGAUCUGGUACUAUGAUACCCUCGACAUUGCACCGUACCUUCGCGAUGGGAAGAACGAGAUCAAGUUCGUUGUGCUGCGGUACUUUGUGUCUACCAGAGGCGCCAUGCCGUUCGAGCGGACGGCACUCCCUGGUCUCACUGUCGUGGGGAGUGUAGAAACCAACUCGGAAACGGUCGACCUGAGUAGCUGUCAUACGGACUGGAAGGCGCAAGUUGACGAGAGCGUACGCUAUCCCAUGGGACUCAUAGACGAUGGGUUUCUCCAUAUCAGUGAGCGCAUCUCACCCACUCCGCCAGGCCCAAAGAUAGACCCCAAGGUGUACGGCGUCAAGACGCUGAAUGGCGACCUCGCGACCUGGCCUCUACGACCGCGGGUGAUCCCCAUGCCUGAAACGAGUCCUGCUAUCGUGAACAUCGUUCGCCAUGCGCAGAGCUCCAUUCCCGUGCAUGACUGGUCCUCCUGGCUAGACCAUGGCAAAACAUUGACUCUCCCAGGGAACUCAACCCACACAAUCGAACUCCAGGCCGACGUUCACUCAACAGCGUUUCUCCGGUGGACCCUGCAAGCCGCGAGGCCGUCUCGCAUCCGGCUCAAGCUGACCUACUCGGAAGGCUACGAGCUGGAGCCCCGGUCAUACCCUUUCUUCCGCCGCAAAGCAGGCCGACUCGACGCAGAAAACGGCCAUCUCCUCGGUCCAUACGACGAGGUCACCCUCGACCUUCCCGGAACGCAGAACGCAACUAUCUACGAACCAUUCUGGUUCCGCACGUUCCGUCUCAUGCGGUGGGAGCUCACCAUCGGCCCGGAACCAGUCGACCUGAUAUCCUUCGAGGCAACCCAGGUCAACUACCCCAUGGGCGUAAAAGCCACCUGGAAGGAACCGGGGGACGCGCACAGCGAGCAGAUCUGGGCCGUCUCCAUCCGCACCAUGCGCAACUGCAUGUUCGACGGGUACUCGGACUGCCCGUUCUACGAGCAGCUGCAGUACUCGGGCGACUCGCGGUCCGUCGGGCUCUUCCACUACCUGCUCUCGGGCGACGACCGCCUGAUGCGCCAGGCGAUCACCAACUUCGCGGCCUCCGUCACCGCCGAGGGGCUCACGCAGUCGCGGUUCCCGUCGCACCAGCCCCAGCUCAUCGCGGGCUUCUCGCUCUACUGGAUCCUGCAGGUGUGCGACCACCAUCUCUUCUUCGGGGACGCGCGAUACACGCGCUCCUUCGUGCCCCGCAUCGACGGCGUGCUGGACUUCUUCGAUGUGCACAUCGACGCUCUGGGUCUCGUGAGCGGGCUGCCGCAGCACGUAUGGCAGUACGUGGACUGGGUGACGACCUGGCACGCCACGGACGAGCACCCGGACAAGGGCGUCCCGACUUCCGGCCGCCGCUCAAACCGCCACACAUACUUCAGCCUGCUAUACGCGUACGUCCUCACGCAGGCAGCGGCGCUGGUGCGAGCGGUCGGUCGACCCGGCCACGCAAACGAGUACGAGCGCCGCGCCGCGGCUGUCCUGGACGCCGUGCGUGCGCACUGCUACGACGGCCGCUUCUUCACCGACUCCACGGCUGACAUCGCCGACGACAGCGCCUACUCCCAGCACUGCCAGGUGUUUGCCGUGCUGUCGGGUGCGUCGCCGCCGCACGAUCGUGCGCGUCUGCUGCGGGAAGCGUUCGCCGACCCGCGCUUCUCCCAAUGCUCGUACGUGAUGAAGUUCUACGCACUGCGGGCAUUCUCCAUCGCAGGGGACGAGGUGUACGAGGAGUUCUGGCCGCGCGUGUGGGAUCCCUGGCGGCGGAUGCUGGCGAAUAAUCUGACCACCUGGGAGGAGGACGAUGUGCGCCAGCGCUCGGACUGCCAUGCAUGGGGCAGUGUGCCGAUUUAUGAGUAUUGCACGGAGCUAGCGGGUAUUCGGCCUAUUGCGCCGGGGGCGACAAAGCUGCUCUUCAAGCCGCGUCUGGGACUGAAAUGCACCCUCACCAUCUAUGUACAUCUACUUCACGACGUAGCUCACUUUCGAAUUGCCCGCCUUCCGCGAGAUCUUGCGCACGCCCACCGGCCCACACAAGUCCGUCGUAUCGACAUGGGUGCCACCACAGGGAUACACCUCCGCGCCGACAAUGUUAACAACGCGGAACUUCUCUCCAGGUGCAACCAUCCCGGCAUCAGGAAUCAGGCGUUCCAGGCCCCGCGCGCGGAAGUCCUCUUCCGCCCACCACUCGACCUGCACGGGCAUCUGGGCCGCCACAUACUCAUCCACCUUCCGCUGGAUGGGCUCCUUCCACUUCCCAUCAAUCAGGCCCUGGAACUCGCACGCCGCGGAGUCGGGGAAAUGCGACGCCUUGAGCUCGUCGAAGUUCUCGACCUCGCGCUCGAGGAGAUGCCGCACCGCCGCGCCGAGGACGUGGCCUGCCGUGUGCAGUCGCGAGUACAACAGGCGCUUGUCGACGUCGAUUGCUUGCUGGACCGUCUCGCCUGGGACGAAGCUGUGGGCGGGAUCCGCGAAGCGGCCGAGGUGUAG